Ctenocephalides felis (cat flea) is the source of this 1952-nucleotide messenger RNA. RefSeq lists its product as uncharacterized. The record is from RefSeq and is a predicted model, not a curated record. Bases 186 to 1952 code for a protein of 588 amino acids. Lineage: Eukaryota; Metazoa; Arthropoda; Insecta; Siphonaptera; Pulicidae. Gene Ontology annotation, biological process: sister chromatid cohesion. Gene Ontology annotation, molecular function: chromatin binding. Gene Ontology annotation, cellular component: chromatin; cohesin complex; nucleus. The transcript is spliced from 12 exons.
ACAAUAAUUUAAGGUUUAAGGGUAAAUUCGACACAAUAGUUAGCUCAAUAAUUAAAUGUUAUGAGUGAAAAUUACUUUUUAUUGCCCUUUACAAUGCUCAAAUUGUAAAGUGCUAUAAAAACUUGAAUUUAUGCUUAAUGUUACUCUCAUAUCUAUAAAUUUAAAUAUAUUCUACUUAUUAGAACAUGGAUGAUUCUACAAAUUCAAGUGAGGAUUUUCCAAAUACUAGACGAAGUGUUGAUCAUUUACAUAUCGAUGACAAUCAGCUUGCUGUGUUUAUACUAUUGAAAAAUGAGAGAGCUAUAGAAAGGACAAUAGCUGUUCAUUGGAUCCAUUGGUAUCUUGAGAGUAAAUAUAGUGCAACUGCUGCAUUAUUUCAAGUUUUUGUUUCUGCUUUAGGAUAUGAUUACAAAAUACAAAUACCUGAAGAUGAAACAUUUAUACAGAGGCAUUUGAGUAGUACCAUUAAUGAUUUGGAACGUUUAUAUAAAAAUGAUCAACCUUAUUUAUUGGGAGAUGCAAAAAGAGGAUUAUUCAAAGAAAAAUAUUGCAAUAUGUUGAAAAAGAUAGUAAUCAUUGGACGAGACCACGUUAUAUUAGAUUCUUUUUUUAUGGAAAUUAUGAUUUAUUUUCUAGAUCUGUUGUCCAAAUCUUUCAUCAAAAAUCAUCGAAUUUUGUCUGUUAUAACAGCCCUAUCAAUAUAUACACCAAUGACUAGGAUAAGAUAUAAUUUGCUGAACAUGGAAACAUCAGAAUUAGAAACAUUAGGACUGCGAAUGAACAAAAUCUAUGAAAUUAUUAUCAAGCCCAAUAUGAAAUCUAUAGAAACAAAGGAUAUUCUGAAACUAUAUAUCUUGUCUAUAAAAAGGUGGUUUAUCUAUGAUAAAUUUAGUCUAACUUAUUGCAAAGUGUCUAAUUUGAAGUUCAUUCUUCGAACAACGUAUGCUCGUGACAAAAAUGUUAGAGCCACUGCAUUGAUUUUGUUAAAACAUAUAUAUCAAUUAUGUUCAAAAUCACAAAAUGCACAAGAAACUGAACUUAAAAAAUUUACUAAAGACAAAGCGGAUAAAAUUAUUAGAUUAUGCUUUCGAAGAGGUUCGAAUAUUCGAUCUUACGGGAUUGAAAUAACAAAACUGUCUUAUGCGAUGUUUCCUGAUAGUUUUUCACAAAAACAAUUGCAAUCAGUUUUUAAGUUAGUUUUUCAUUUGCAUCAAAAAGUUGCAAGAGCCGCAGGUUCUUUGUUUUGGUUUUAUAUAACACAGGAAUAUGAUAUUUUUUAUAUUCAGUAUCUAAUUUUAUUUUUAUUGGAACAUAAGAAUGUAGACAGGGACACUGAUUUGUUUGUGGAUGCUAUUUGGAGUGAAAUUUCAACUAAGGAUUACAGAAAAAUGGUGGAUUUAUUAAUAGAAAUGCUAAAUUAUUCUUAUGACAUCAGAGAUUUUAUUUCGAGAGAGGCAGUUGAAAUGUUGAAUGUGGAGUUUUCUGAACAGGCAAAGAUAACGCUAAUCGAAACAUUAUUGGAAAUACAUCUUCAAUAUAUACGAGAAGCUUCUACUGGACAGUGUCUGAGACAUACCUUGAAGAUGAAGGAAUUCACUGAACUUGAUUUGCUCGAAAUUCGACUAAAGAUGGACUUGGUAACUGAAACAUUGUAUGACAUUAUUUGUCCCAUUAUCGAAAGAAUGUUUCAGGUUAAUUCAAAAUGUGUAAUGAUGGUUUUGGAAAUACCUCAAUAUUUCAAUUAUAUGCUAUAUAAAAAUAAUGUGUCUUUUCUGGAAGAUCUCGUUAGUUUACUUUCACGCAUUUUAAACGAGCAGACAGAUGAACAUAUUUUGCAAGUAUGUUUGAAGACUAUCAAUAUUCUUCGAGAUUCUGAAAUUUGUGAUGUAUUCCCGAUUAUAAGAUUACUAGAUGAUGAUAUAUUAUUAUAUAAUGAACGACUCAAUAGUUAG